UUUCUAAUCAAAUCGGCGUCCCUGCACCAAGCCAUGGCGUGUCCAAAUGAGAAAGAAGCAGGGAUGCAACAGCAAGACAACCUCGCAGAUUCACUCAACGAUCUCUUCACUAGCGUAUCAAACAUGGUCAAAUCUGAACUCCAGGGGACAAGCAAUCGGUUGGAGCUACUGGAGAAGAUGAAUGUAAGAGUGAGCGAAGAGUACAAAGGGUUCGGUGAUGUGGCAUCUGGGCUAAGGGUAUAUGUGGAGCAAUUGAAGGGCAAGAGUGGUAAUUUUGAGGAGUAUGUGCAUCAAAUUGAGGAGAUAGAGAAACAAGUUACUGAAUUUGAAGCUGUUAUUUCAGUUCUUGACAAGUAUGUUUCGUUGUUGGAAUCUAAAGUUAAAUUUGUGUAUCAACAACAGCAGCACCCUCCUCCUACUUCUUAACUAAAUAUUGGGUUUUGUUUGUUUGUAUUGAUUUGGGUAAAUUCAACUUUGUUGAGAAUAAUUGGGAAAGUUUCGUUCUCUCUGGUUUCAA
Messenger RNA from Populus nigra (black poplar), 517 nucleotides. RefSeq names its product biogenesis of lysosome-related organelles complex 1 subunit 2. The transcript has 2 exons. The record is from RefSeq and is a predicted model, not a curated record. The coding region runs from base 34 to 426 and encodes 130 amino acids. Lineage: Eukaryota; Viridiplantae; Streptophyta; Magnoliopsida; Malpighiales; Salicaceae.